CACGCAUCAGCGUCACUCUCCCAUCCCCGCCCCAAGGCACGGACAGAGAAAGAUCUAAGCGCCGCGGCGAACGGCAACAUAUAUGAUGGUGAAGAACCCAAGCAGCAAUGGAGUUCUCACGGCGACCGCCUUCUCCGACAGCAAAGCCAGGCCGGAGCGCGGCGUAGGUGGCGAGGCGGCGGGGAGGCCGUACAGGGGGGUGCGGAUGCGGAGCUGGGGGUCGUGGGUGUCGGAGAUCAGGGCGCCCAACCAGAAGCGCCGGAUCUGGCUCGGCUCCUACGCCACGCCCGAGGCCGCGGCGCGCGCCUACGACGCCGCUCUGCUCUGCCUCAAGGGCUCCAACGCCGUCCUCAACUUCCCCGCUGCCGCCUCCUCCUCAUCCUCCUCCACGUCCGCGUCCUCGUCCCACCGGCGUGCUCACAGCCGCGGCCACCCGGACGACGACCCGCCGGCUGCUGCCGGCGGCGGCAUGUCACCGAGGUCCAUCCAGCGCGCCGCGGCGGCGGCUGCCGCGGCGAUCGACGACGACGCCGGCAUGGGCGCCAGCGCCGCUGACGACAGGUGCUCCUCCAGCGCCGGCGCGACGACCCCGACGUCUGCCUCUCUGUCGACGCAGGGCAGCACCGCCGAUCACGUCGGCCAGGAGCAGCACGCGACGACAACAUCCGCCGCGGCCAGCACCGGCUCGCCGCCCGAGGGGAAGGAGGAGCUGUGGACAGACCUGGACCUGGAGGCGUUCGCCUCGCCCAAGUUCAUGGAUCUACUAAUGGACACCGGCGCCGCGCCGUACUCGUCGACGUGGGAGGAGCCCGAGGACGACGGCGACGGCGAGUUGAUGAGGCUGUGGAGUUUCUGCUAGGCCUCUAAACAGCAUUCGGCUAGGGUGCAAUGCAUGCAUUACAGCAUGACAGUACGUUCAUGGAUUGCUGAGCGAGCGAGACAGGGAGCAUCGGAUACUUUCUGCUAGAUUUGCCUCCAUUUUGCUAAAGAAUAACAAUUCGCGUGAUUGCUUAAAUCGGAAAGUGCUCGGAAGGACGCGCUUUGUGUCUCCGAUCCUGACGAGGCUUCGCGUCUAAGCAGUUUGCAGUUGCACGCUAGCAGUGUGCUGUACUGCUGCUGAUCUGUCGUAGUUUUCGGUGUUGUAAAGGUGAAUGCACACGCUGCUUUUGAUCCA
Messenger RNA from Zea mays, 1174 nucleotides. RefSeq names its product ethylene-responsive transcription factor ERF014. Gene Ontology annotation, biological process: regulation of DNA-templated transcription. Gene Ontology annotation, molecular function: DNA-binding transcription factor activity; DNA binding. The transcript has 2 exons. The record is from RefSeq and is a predicted model, not a curated record. Lineage: Eukaryota; Viridiplantae; Streptophyta; Magnoliopsida; Poales; Poaceae. Bases 83 to 859 code for a protein of 258 amino acids.